UCUCCGGGAGCCUAGGGGGGGCGGGGGGAGCUGCGCCGCGGGCGCCGCCGCCUCCGCCGCCUGGGAAGCAGGGGUGGGGGACGGACGAGCCCCGAUGCCGGGGGAGACGGAGGAGCCGCGAUCCCCGGAGCAGCAGGGUCAGGAAAGGGGCCAGGCAGCGGCGGCCGACGCGGCUUCGGACGAGCUCCGGCCCGGCGCGGCGGCGGCGGCGGCGGCGGCGCCUGCAGGGACCGCGAGCAGCCGCGUGCUGAGGGGAGGUCGGGACCGCGGCCGGGCCGCUGCGGCCGCCGCCGCCGCCGCCGCCGCUGUGUCCCGCCGGAGGAAGGCCGAGUAUCCCCGCCGGCGGAGGAGCAGCCCCAGCAACAGGCCUCCCGACGUCCCCGGGCAGCAGCUCACGGCCACGAAGCCCCCGUCUCCUGCUCAGGGCAAGAAGAGUCCGCGACUCCAGUGCAUAGAAAAAAUAGCAACUGAUAAAGAUCCCAAGGAAGAGAAAGAAGAUGAUUCUAUCCUCCCUCAGGAAGUUUCCAUUUCUGCAACUAGACCUAGCCGUGGCUGGCGCAGUAGUAGCAGGACAUCUAUCUCUCGCCUUCGAGACACUGAGAAUACUCGGAGCUCUAGGUCCAAGACUGGUUCAUUGCAACUCGUCUGCAAGUCAGAACCAAUUACAGAUCAGCUUGAUUAUGACGUUCCAGAAGAACAUCAGUCUCCCGGUGGCAUUAGUAGUGAUGAGGAAGAGGAGGAGGAAGAAGAGAUGUUAAUCAGUGAAGAGGAAAUACCAUUCAAAGAUGACCCAAGAGAUGAGACCUACAAGCCCCAUCUUGAAAGGGAAACCCCAAAGCCACGGAGAAAAUCAGGGAAGGUGAAAGAAGAGAAAGAAAAGAAAGAAAUUAAAGUGGAAGUAGAAGUAGAGGUGAAAGAAGAAGAGAAUGAAAUUAGGGAAGAUGAGGAGCCUCCUAGGAAGAGAGGGAGAAGGAGAAAAGAUGACAAAAGUCCACGGUUGCCCAAAAGGAGAAAAAAACCUCCAAUCCAGUAUGUGCGUUGUGAGAUGGAAGGAUGUGGGACUGUUCUUGCUCACCCUCGCUAUUUACAGCACCACAUUAAAUACCAGCAUUUGCUGAAAAAAAAAUAUGUAUGUCCCCAUCCCUCCUGUGGACGACUCUUCAGGCUCCAGAAACAACUUCUGCGACAUGCCAAACAUCAUACAGAUCAGAGGGAUUAUAUCUGUGAAUAUUGUGCUCGGGCCUUCAAGAGUUCCCACAAUCUGGCAGUACACAGGAUGAUUCACACGGGCGAGAAGCCAUUACAAUGUGAGAUCUGUGGAUUUACUUGUCGACAAAAGGCAUCCCUUAAUUGGCAUAUGAAGAAACAUGAUGCAGACUCCUUCUACCAAUUUUCUUGCAAUAUCUGUGGCAAAAAAUUUGAGAAGAAAGACAGCGUAGUAGCACACAAAGCAAAGAGCCACCCUGAGGUGCUGAUUGCAGAAGCUCUGGCAGCCAAUGCAGGCGCCCUCAUCACCAGCACAGAUAUCUUGGGCACUAACCCAGAGCCCCUGACACAACCUGCAGAUGCUCAGGGGCUUCCUCUUCUUCCUGAGCCCUUGGGAAACUCAGCAUCUGGAGAGUGUCUACUGCUAGAAGCUGAAGGGAUGUCGAAGUCAUACUGCAGUGGGACAGAACGGGUGAGCCUUAUGGCUGACGGGAAGAUCUUUGUGGGAAGCGGCAGCAGUGGGGGCACUGAAGGGCUGGUCAUGAACUCGGAUAUACUCGGUGCUACCACAGAGGUUCUGAUUGAAGAUUCAGACUCUACUGGACCUUAGUGCAAAGGAAGACUUUGGGCACUGGGACAGUGCAGACUUUGUAUUUAAAAGAUAAAAAGGACAAAAAAAAAAAAAAAAUUCAAAGCAUUUAAAAUCUAGUAAAAUAACUGAAGGGCCUGCUCUUUGCAUUGUGGAUCACAACACACACACAUACACAGAGUCUAUCUAUAUCUCUAUCCCCUUCCCCUGAAGUUUCCUCCCUCAUCCUUAAAACAUUGAUGUUGCCUUUACCAGAAAGGUCAUUGAAAAAGCAGCAGCAUACUUGGUUCCAGCCAUCAGCAGCAGACUUCCUGCUCAUCGGCAGAUCUCCUUAUCCCAACCUGUAAAUCUGAUGUGCUCUGGAUCAGCUUUUAACUCAUAAUAGUAUAUUACUGUCAUCUAAGUCUUUUCUCCUCUACUGCUGCCCUAUGGCUCUGGCUUCUCCCCACUGCAACAACCAACACUUACCCUCAAAUAUUAGAGGCUGGCAAUUUGACUUGGCACUUUAGGGCCCCUUAGCAGGAUGCUGUUAAAACAGUACACAUCUCUCAUCCCUCUUCCAUUACUCACUGGGUUUGGGGAAGGAAGGAUGAUACAUGGGGACCACCUCCCUUCCCUUUCAGUGGAUCCCAGCACCUCAGUCCCCCUCCCAAACCUCCAUAUGGCUCUUAAUGGUGCUCACUUGCUUGGAAGCAGGCUCCCAAGAGAGAGGGGACUGCCCUAUGACAGUCUUUUUUGGCUGUAAGAUGGGGCUCUAUAUCAGUGAGAAAAGUCCCAGGCUAAUGGCAGAAAUUUGCACUUUGAACAUGUGUGUUUUUGUGUUUUGGAACCUGAGAUUCCUUAUUUAUUAAUGGAAAGUCUGAUUUUUUGGGGGGGAGGGUCUUUGUUGCUAUGUUUUGUGGGGCUGGGAGAGUAGAUUAUUCUGACAUGGGAUCCUUCCUACAAGAGGUACUUUGAAGGCAAGGCUUAGAGUUAAAGAAGCACAGCCAGCCUCUAAAAUCAUAGUUUUCCAGUGGCCUUUAAAGAAAGCUGGUCCUCAGCACUAACAGAAUCACUACAGUAGCCUAGUGCUUUUUUGGAAGCCUUAGGGAAGGUUGAUAGGUUAUGGUAACUAGUGUGCUCUUUGAGAUACAAGGAUUUGAAGGGAUGAGGUCUGAAUCACACAUAAAAGAUUUUUUUUUUCUUCUGUGAAUUUAUUUUCUUUUUUGUCCUCACUAUUUCUUUACAUUUAUCUCCUAACUCUGACCCCUUGUUUUGAUUUUGGUUUUGUCAUUGGUCAUUCCAGCUCUCCAUUAGUGGGAGACCAGACCAUGUCAUUCAUGAAGGAACAAAAUUGAUGAGUUUUGGUUAAGAGAAAAUUGUCUUGCCUUCCCCUUUAGAAGAGACAAAGUUUGAAUAGACAAAAGCAGAGGUGAAAAAUCUAUGUGAUAAUGUCUUUGCCUUUCCCCGAAUUAUCUAUUUUCAUUGAAGUAGGGAUUUUAAUGCAUUGUGAAUUGUUUAUUUCUGUCAUUGGGAGACACAGAUCGUGGUUUUGUAUGCUUAUACCUCUCAGAAGACUAAAACCCUAAUUCAGCUCAUUAUUUUUUUGAGAAUUAGAAGUGCAGUCCCUCCCUAUGUGCUUCAGAAUCUGCCAUUGAAGACCUGGCCAGAUGUUGUCAGAAAUACAUGCUGACUGUUGGGAAAAAUGAGAGUCUGACUGAGAACAAAAUAAGGAACAGUUUGUUUUUCACAAACACUAAAACUAUGGAGUUUAUCAAAUUUUCUUUGCUUAAUUUUUUCCCAGAAAAAUGUCAUCUCUGAAAGACGCUUACUGUACACCCACCACUGUCACUGUUUGGGAUGCCAGGAGGAGGGAGGAAGACACCUACAGGAACAAUCUUAAACACAUUAUUGUUUCCUCUAGAGUGUUGCAGACUUUGCCAACCCCUCCCAUGGUGAGGGGAGAGAAGGCAUAAAGACAGGCUUUCCUGCCCCACAGUUUGCAGUUGACUUUGGUACAUUGGUUUGAAAUUUACAUUGACUUUGGUACAUUGGUACACAGAUUUGAAAAUACUGUAAGAGUAAUUAUAAAUGGGACUACAACAAAGUUGCUCUACGUGAUACUGUUUCUCUAACUAAUGUUUGUAUUCUACACUUACCAUUUGUUUUUCACAUUUAGACUAUCUCCAUAAAUUUCACUUAGAAUGGUUACUCAUCAAAUAUAGCCACCCACAGAGAAGCAAACUGCAUUGUAAACAUCUUUCUGGGAUGGGGAGAAAUGUUCUUUUCUGUACCUCACUCCCCUCCCCUUGAAAGCAACUGGUUAUAAUAAUUAGAAACAUCCUAUCCUCUCAUUUGGGGGAGAGUGUGUAAGGGGGCUGGGUCAUCUUCAUAGCUACCAUUUGCUGACAAUAAAUUAUUGUAGCAGUUUGCAAUAAAUUUUAAGGUAGUUUUCAUGAACUUUACAUUUUUUCUUUUGAGAACAAGUGCUAGCAUAGUAAAAGUGUAAGCAAACUAAGCACGAUUCCCAUUUCCUUUCUUCCCAUGCAACUCAUUUAAUUGUCCUUUAAGGAGUCCUUUUAAUCUUCAAAAUUGGUAGAUAUGUCAUGCUCUUAUCUUACUAUCUUUUAAAUAGCUAGUCAUCCCUCCAAUUUCAAAUGGCAGUUCUAAAUUUUAUAGAUAUAGUUGUGAUAAUUACUUGGUAUUUCUGGGAGUUAUGCAUACUCCUUGCUUGGGUUGCUGGUGUAUUUUGCAUAACCCUAACACAUUUUACAGGGUUUAGUCAGAUGCUGGCUGGGAGUCCUGGGGAUGAGUACAGAAAACAUUAUCAUAGAGCACUUGGACCUCCCUCACACCUGUUUGGAGGAAGAAUGUGAACUCUACCACCAACCUAUUUGAGGUCUUACAGCCUCACCGCAGACCAGUUUCACUCCUGUCUUCUAAUUUUCCAUAUACUCAAGAAAAUCAGAACAUUGUAAUGGGGCAGUUAUAUUUCCUAAAACCUUUUUUGCCUGUUGAAAUGUGCAGGACCCUUUUCCUGUGAUGAGAGAUAGGUGGUUACUUGAUCUAGGUUUAAAAGUUAUGUUAAAAAAAAAUUAUAAUAAAAGGGAUACUUUGCUUUUAAAA
Phodopus roborovskii (desert hamster) is the source of this 4900-nucleotide messenger RNA. It is a transcript of the gene Zfp91, whose product is annotated as ZFP91 zinc finger protein, atypical E3 ubiquitin ligase. The record is from RefSeq and is a predicted model, not a curated record. Gene Ontology annotation, biological process: regulation of transcription by RNA polymerase II. NCBI's taxonomy places the organism in Eukaryota, Metazoa, Chordata, Mammalia, Rodentia, Cricetidae. The transcript is spliced from 11 exons. Bases 95 to 1816 code for a protein of 573 amino acids. Gene Ontology annotation, cellular component: nucleus.